AGUCUCGGGAAGCAGAGGUAGAUCAACACUGACGAAGAAGAAUUUAACGGUUCCCGGUUGUUGAACCGCUCUGGUGUCCGCUGUGGUUCACCGAUGGAUUACAACUUGUUCGGGACCUGAGAGCAAUCCCAAUUUACUGCCUCCAGGUUUCAUCGAGCUCUGUAAGCGAGCUCCUCCCGACGGUUUCCCAACAGCUAUGCUUUGACAGGUUGACACGGUCAGGAUUAUCACUGCAACUCGAGUGCAGGUCCAGAGAGAUGGAAGACGGCUCUGAGUUGAUGGAGGACAUCGUGUUUCGAGGAGUGGAGUUUUCUGUGAAGAUCGAACUGGAUAAGAAUUUGCUGAUUGUGGAAAUCUCUGACUCUGUGACAGCAGAUCAGUGGCGGGGGGAGUUUGACCCUGCGUACAUUGAAGAUCUCACUCGCAAAACUGGCAACUUCAAACAGUUUCCUAUUUUCUGCAGCAUGUUGGAAUCUGCUGUGAGGAAGACAAGUGAUUCUGUCACCCUUGACCUCCUGACCUAUGCCGACCUGGAGCUGCUGCGUAACAGAAAAGCCGGAGUGGUCAGUCGUCCUCGUGGCCACCAGCAGCAGUCAGCUCUCACCGCCAAGCGAUACCUCAUCCUCAUUUACACAGUAGAGUUUGACAGGAUACACUACCCUUUGCCGUUGCCGUAUGUGGGAAAGCCUGACCCAGCUAGCCUGCAGAAGGAGAUCCGAGCCCUCAGGGCUGAGAUCAGCGCGCUCACCUCCCAUGGAGGCGGCAAAUCUGCAGAUCUGGAAAUGCACCGGCUUCGACAAGAGCUCGCUGCAGUGAAAGAAGAAAAGGAAGCCAUGGCCAAGGCUCUGGAGAGGCUGCAAAUGAGUGGGAGUGGCUCUGAACUGGGCAGAGGAGACUGGAGGGUCAAAGAGGUGGUGCGGACGCUGGAGGAGCAGCUCAUCAAGGAGAGGGCCAAAGGUCAACGCUCCACUAGCAAAAGGUGCCAAGAACAGCGACUCCUAAUGGAGCAGUUGGAGGAGUUGAGAGCUUCAGAGUGUGCGCUCCGCGUUCGGGUCAAGAGUCUCACCAAUGAGCUGGCGUUCCUUCGGCGAGGGUUAGACAAUCUAAGCGUCAGAGUGACGCCUGUUUUGGGUCGCAUCAGCUCUCGAGUUGACGGGGAAGUCUAUCGGUCGCUGUCACGUGAGAGGAGUUCUGGGUACGGAGGGGUCAGGGCUCGCUCCGGGUCCAGAGAGCGGCUGGAGGACAGAAGACUGAGGUCAGGGGAGAGGGAAAGGAGGUCGGAUUCGUCGGGAUCACGUCCUCACAUGCUGAGGCCUUCGCCUUCGCCCACCAGGUCUCGGGUUCCUCGCUUUGACCCGACUGCCUACAUCCAGGACAGGCAGCGCAGGCAGAGAGAGUCAGAACUCAAAAAACAGCGGAAGGUGCGACGGGAAAUCCUAAAUUCCCCGGUGCUCCCUGAGCGGGGCCGCUCCCGGUCCAGGGAGGCUUAUCCUCAGGCGGUCCGGGCCGGAAGCAGAGGCAGGAGCCUGUCGCUGGAGCGUAGAGGCAGCAGGAACUCCUCUGACAGCUCAUUAGCAGACAUGGAUGAAAUGGGCAAAACACUUUUCAGGGGAAGAAAACAGACAUACAAUGGACCUAAUAUGUCUCGAGGCCUUUUAACCAGAAAGCCAUUAAGUAGCACCCCAACACACAGAACAAAAGACAAAGAGAGCUCCAUAGACACUGGGGCUGAGCUGUCAGAGAUUGAUGCGAGGCUGCAGGCACUUCAGGAAUACAUGCGGGACCUGGACACAGGACACUAGACGGCUGCGGGAGCCGCGUGUGAGCCAGGCAGUCUGAGGAACACAUCCUGGAUCAAACAGGAGUAGUUGGUUGUGUUCUAGCGAGAGACUGUAGCUCCCUCUGGAGGCUGAUCACCAUUACUGCAGGUAUCCACAACCAUCACCGUGAAGGUCACUGGACUGUUUUUAUGUCCUAAAUUCUUAAUUUAAAUAUGACUGAUUCUGUGUGGAAAUUGUAGGUCGUUUUAAAGUCGGCCAAAACUUGUGCAUGUUUGCAGGAGUUUUGGUUGAUGUUCAUUUUAUUUGGAGAUUGUUUUAACUAUUAUGAUAUUAAAAUUGCAACUUUAGGUGUCCUUUUGUGUUUACAAUUCUUCAUCCGUCCUCAGUACAGAAUAGAGAAGAUAAAUGGGUCAUAUGUCUCUCAUCACAGUGUGCCGUCAUAAUAUAUACAUUUCUACAAAUUAUCUCUGGAGAUGAACCUGACUAAAUCUGUUGUAUUGUUUUUAUUGUCAUGUUGAACAUGGUUUUUUGUCUUUCUCUCCAAUGCAUGCUGGGAUAGAUUCCAGGGGCAAUGUCAAAGCAGAUUUCCAUGCUGCCAAAAGCAUACCUGUUAAAAUGUGAUUCCUGCCAAAACUGCGUUUUUUACAAGUUUUUUUUUAUUAUUUUGUUCUGUUUGAAUCUGAAGGUUCCCAGUGUAUUUUACCAUUAUAACUUAUCUACAUGUGCAUUAAUAUUGAUAUAUUGAAGUUUUACUUGUUUUGAUCCCAUUUCGAUAAACCCAAACCUUGUGUGGGAAAGUAACCUGAGCUGACUUAAGGCUGUUUACAAACUGUAAAAUGGCCAAUUUUUUUUAACCAAAUUGUGUGCAAACUGACUGUUACUUUUAUUUUUUUUCUAUUUGCCUUUUGUACCUCCUAAAGAUUAUAAAAAAUACAACUUUUGAGAAAAAAUGUUUCUAUUUUAUUUCUGUCAGGAAUAAAUGAAUACAGUGAAAGACUGUGUUAGUGGGA
Molecule: messenger RNA, 2791 nt
Organism: Xiphophorus hellerii (green swordtail)
Lineage: Eukaryota; Metazoa; Chordata; Actinopteri; Cyprinodontiformes; Poeciliidae
Gene: ccdc61
Product: coiled-coil domain containing 61
Exons: 13
Coding region: 258-1802 (514 amino acids)
Cellular component (GO): ciliary basal body
Source: RefSeq, a predicted model, not a curated record